Paramacrobiotus metropolitanus is the source of this 3637-nucleotide messenger RNA. RefSeq names its product clathrin heavy chain 2-like. The record is from RefSeq and is a predicted model, not a curated record. Gene Ontology annotation, cellular component: clathrin complex; clathrin coat of trans-Golgi network vesicle; clathrin coat of coated pit. Bases 231 to 3434 code for a protein of 1067 amino acids. Lineage: Eukaryota; Metazoa; Tardigrada; Eutardigrada; Parachela; Macrobiotidae. The transcript is spliced from 16 exons. Gene Ontology annotation, biological process: vesicle-mediated transport; intracellular protein transport. Gene Ontology annotation, molecular function: clathrin light chain binding; structural molecule activity.
UUCUACUGAAUCUACAAAUUUAUGUGUUUUGUACUUUAACUGCUAACUGAGCAGUUAGCAAUAGGGCUAGUACUGCUAUACUGGCAUAUGGCAUUGGAUUGAUUGUUUUUCAGGUUUACUGGCGUUUUGCGCUGUUUAUCUCCGAAAUCAAGCUAACAAAUCUCUCCAGAUCGAAACUUUAAACCAAAUCAGUAGAAUUGCAGCUCGAUUGUAAUAAGUGCCUCCCUAUAAUGACCCAGACGCCCAAAUACGGCAUGAUGGAACCGAUACUCAGUGUUACAACGAUUGCUGAGGUUGCGGUGUUAACAUCAUCAUCAUGGGUGCACGGGAAAAAUCUCAGCAUACUUUCCACCAAGAACAAGCUUCUUCUAACGAUCCUCAGUCAAGGCGAUACGUGGACGUGCCCAUCGCUAACUGUGAUUGACCUCACCGACUCAAAGCAGCCUUGUGUCAAAGAAACGACUAUCUUCGAAAAACAUAUUUUAAAUAUACCCAAUAUUAUACGAUUUACUCUCAGUCCUGAUGGGAGCUCCGGCCUUGCGCAAGACGGGGCAAAUGUGGCAUGGUUAGUUGGAAAGGAUGGUGUCAAUGGAACGAGAGUCAAACUGAACCAGGGUCAACCUGUUUGCUUCUCUCAAUGGGUAGCUCCAAAAGGGAUUGCACUGAUAUCCGACCGGGAAACCAUCCGCGUGAACACGGAUAACAAAGUUCUCUUGCAAAGAGAAAGGAUAAACGAUGUGUCGAAAGGUCAAACGAUUACUGACUACCAGAGAUCCCCACUGUUCUCCUGGUGCUUUGCUGCACUGGCUCAGUUAAAUAAUAUUCACCACCCAAAAGGAUUUCUGGAUAUUCACACCGUCAACUAUGGACAGUCGGCCCCGAUCUUUAUUGACGGUUUUGCUGGUGCAUUUCUGCCUUCCGAUGGUCGGGACUGGGAACAAGAAAUCCUGGUUGCCGAUGUUGACUGGCACGAAGACUGCCUGAUUUUUAAAAACAUAACACUAACCCAUGAAGGCUUCCUGCCAAGGGGAGAAGAUGUGUUUCCUAUUAAUAUUUCGAACAUACGAAGUACAAAGCUGACAAAUGUAAACUGCACAUUUACAACGGAAAACGACAUUCCCAUUGCGGUUAGGGUGGACCACGAUGCUGACAAUAUUUCACUUGCCGUUGUUGUGACCAAAAAGGGGUAUCUCCAUUUAUUCGACUACCGCCUCAUGUGUCAUUUGGAGACAAAGAGAAUUCUCACCGGUUUUACUACCGUCUGCGCUGUGGGACCCCUACGAAAGGAGACGCGACUGACCGUUGUCGAUAGCGAAGGAAAAGUGCAAGAAAUUGAAAUCUCCUUGGACAAUAUCGUGCCGGUGUUUGUAGCCAGAAAUCUACCGAACGAAGCAGUAGUAUACGCAGAGCUAAUCGGUCGUCCGUUGAGGAAUAACGCUUUCAUGUCGGCAUUCUUGGGCCUUGUGCGGCACGAGGCCCCAGAUUUUUGUUUAAUUCUUUCUUUCUGCUUACUGAACACCGACCAUCUAACCAAACUUCAGGGUCAGGAAGUGCUCACUGAAUGCUUUAGAGGUGCACUGAGACUUCCACAGUUCGAAACGCGUUUAAUGCAACUGGCUUUCCUGUUAUACGAGCGAGUAGGUUUGGAAUGGGUGAUUGCUCUAUAUGGGACUGGCUCGAACGAUAAGGGACUGCUUAUGCUACUAAAAGAAGUUCCACUUCCUGUAAUGUCCCUAAGCAUCCUUUGCAAGUAUAUCACACUCGCGGUGCAAAACGGAGAUAUGGGCAGUUUGAUGUGGCAUGAAGAAGUUGAUUAUGGUGAUCGCAUUCCACAUGCGGAAAGUGUUGUUGACUUUCUGGUCUCCGGAAACUUACCAGCUCAGCUGAUUGAUCCUCUUCUUGAAAAGCUCUGUAUCAGAGUAAAAUGUCUUGACCGAUUGGUUUCCUUUCGCAUGGCCAAAGGCUUCCCUGUACAACUACGCUUCCUGCUUGAACAACUGGAGCUUACAGACAAGAGAGCACAAUUGCUCCGGAUAAUGACAAAAGUAGCGUUGCCUUUGCUGGACCGAUUCACCGGUGAUAUUAUGUUGCAGUUGGAACGACAGCUUGAUCUUGACCUGAAUUUGGAGCUUCUAAGAAGCAUCUACAGAAACGUAGUGGUCGAGAUGAUUCGACAAGACAAACGAACGGCGGCUGUUCGUUUCAUGGGAUAUUUAGCCAAAAAAGGCAUUCCUGACGCUUACAUUUAUACGUGUUUGAUUACAUACUACGCAUCCAAAAAUCGUUUAUCUGAAUUGAAAAGUUUGCUCAGAGAUAACCAGUUCUACUCAGCGGCGGUAGUCGGUAAAUGGUGUGAAGUGUCCAGCGAUCCUAGAAUUACACCACUGGCGCUAUUUAUAUAUGAGGAACGGGAGCUGGACGACGAUUUCCUCCGUGUCACGAACAAAUUUGGCUAUUUCCGGCAGCAGGCAGGUUAUCUGCUAAAGCGUCACAGCGAAGUUCUUUGGCAAAGAGUGCUGGAUGCAAACAGCAAUCCUAAGCGCGCUAGCCUUGUGUAUGCUAUGUUAUUUUUGGACGAAAAUACAACAGCUUUCAAUAAUUUUGACCACAUUGUGGUGCUGCUGACCGUUAUUAGAAAAACCGAUCUGAUUUCACACACACAGCUGCUCAUUCGGAAACUGUUAAGGAAAGGCUACAACAACGAGCAGGUCAGAUUUCUACAGCGCUUUUCUGUCCAGUGUCUUGUGAAUAGCCAACUACCGGAAGGCGAAAUCGAUAAGGAAUACGGCGAACAGCUUAGCACGUACGAUCCCUUGAUAGUCGGAGCAGCGCUUGCAGAAGGGAGACUGCUUGAACUGGCCAAGAAAAUGUUUGUACAAGGAAAGUGCUGGAGAGACGCAGUGCAUGUGCAGAUACAGCUAUCGCAAAACAGCAAAGACUUCUUGACCGUUAAAGAAUUAGCAUGCACGAGCGGAGACCCGGGCUUAUUGACCGAAGUUGGCAAGAUCUGCUUAGACAACGGCGAUUUGAAUUACGCCAUACAGUGCUUCCUGGAUGCAAAAUGUUUUCUCUAUCAUAACGAAAUAUGUUUGCUGGCGCAGAAAGACGAUAUCAACUGUGAAUGGAAUUUACUGAUCCGUUUUCUGGAAAGCGCGCAACCUCCGGUAAAAAGUUCCUGCAUUACUGUAACGCUGGCACUGGCAUAUGGAAGGGCACAUCGUCUGGCAGAUUUGAACAAACUCGUAGCUGGAGGAACCGGAUCGAUAGGUUCUCCUGAUGCAAACCUUUGCCGAAUAUGCGACGAUAGUCCCAAACGAAUAGUAUUUGUGCCAUGCGGUCACCUAGCCACCUGCGAAGAAUGCUCCAAGAAGGUCGAUUUGUGUCCAAUUUGUCGCAGCCCGGUGCAGCAAAAGAUCAAAACAUACGACGCGUAACUCACAAUUGCCUGUCUGUAAAAUUCGAGCACCAUGCACCAGAGUGUAAUGUGUUCUAGCCUUUAUCUGCAUAUUUCUUUAGCUACGAAGUAUUUAUCGAGGUUGUGCUGCUUCCAUUCGGUACUUUCGCCAUUGGGAAUGUUCAUUUGUUCAACCGAAACUACUUAGUAAAUGCUGAUAUCUUGUUACCUCACCGCUGAAUU